CCUCCCGUUCUUUAUCAGAGCCCCCGAAAUAAGUGGGAAUGGGCAGUGGCUGCUCACACUCCGCGCACCUUUUCCAUUUGCUAAUAAGGCCCCGCCAGGCUGGAAGGGAGUUGUCCCUGUCUCACUCUGGAGAAAAGCGCCACUAAGACGAUCCACAAGGCGAUCCUUGAGCACCAUGAAACUCAUUCAAGUGACCAUCCUUUGUCUUCUUCUGCCCAGUCUCUGUAGCAGUAACAACACCACAGAUGUUGGAAAUACAGCCCCUCAAGGAUUAACAUCACCAGCGGUUCCUUCAGCAACUGCAUCUGUACUAACAAAAACCACAAUGUCAAAUACUGUUACGGAAUCAACAAGUGAAAUGUCUAUAGGAACAACCAGUAAGAAACUCUCAAGUACAUCUUUGCAGCCAACACAUUCUUCGUUAACGGCAACACUUAAAAGUGAAGGAGCCACAACCAGUGUCAUCACGGAGAUUGAGGUAACUGUCACAAAUGCAACAGUGACAAAGAUUCCACUUUCAAAUGUUUCUUCAACAUUACAAAGUUCCCAACACAAGACUGAGAAUCAGAGUUCAAUCAAAACAACAGGAACACCAGGGGAAGGUUCUCUACCUCCAGAGGGGUCAACUUUUCAUACCAGUACAUCACCCUCAGUCUCAGUAACAAUGCCAGGAAACAACUCCCAGUUUCAAGGUACUGGAGAUGCAAAAAACGCAAGCUCUUCUUCAGUCAACCCCUCUUACUCCAGUAUUAUUUUGCCAGUGGUGAUUGCUUUGAUUGUAGUGACACUUUCUGCAUUUGUUCUUGUGGGUUUGUAUCGAAUGUGCUGGAAGACAGACCCAGGCACACCAGAAAAUGGAAAUGACCAACCUCAGUCUGAUAAAGAGAGUGUGAAGCUUCUCACUGUUAAGACGAUUUCUCAUGAGUCUGGUGAGCACUCUGCACAAGGAAAAUCCAAGAACUGACAGCUUGAUGAAUCCUCCCCACACCUGGGCAAUAAAUAUGCUUAAUCUUCAGCUUCUGUGCUCCAGGGAUAAGAAGGGAUAUUCAAUUUGUGGACUCAAUCCUGACUUCCAUUCCUGCUCUCCAGUCUGUGCCAGUCACCUGUCCCAAUAAAGUGAUGUCCAGAUGACACGCAAUAAUUUUAGAGAAUCACAAAGAAGCCUGGGCCUCUCCCAUCAUUUGAGAAGUGAAAAAGCACAUUCUUACAUUUUACAGGAAUAUUCUUAGGAGAUUGAGUUUUAGGAAGGAUAUUUGUGAGCAGUUAUCCUGACAGCCUCGGCAGGUGGGUUCAUGAUGACAUGACCUUCGAGUUUAAAGUUUCCAGAGCCAACAGUUCUUAUCCAUGGAGACUUUCCUAUUUUCUUGGUGUUCUUAUAUUACCUGACGUUUGUAUUUAUUGUUUUGUACUAUGUUAAUGCAGGGACAAUUUGCAAGUGUAUUAUUAAAUUUAGGUAGAAAUCAUGCCAUGCCACUUUGUACAUAAAGAUACUUUAUUUGUAUUUUCAUGUGUUACUUUUAAUAAAUACUUACUAUAUUCAAUUCACUAAAAA
Messenger RNA from Lutra lutra (Eurasian river otter), 1552 nucleotides. It is a transcript of the gene EMCN, whose product is annotated as endomucin. The transcript is spliced from 13 exons. Lineage: Eukaryota; Metazoa; Chordata; Mammalia; Carnivora; Mustelidae. The record is from RefSeq and is a predicted model, not a curated record. The coding region runs from base 176 to 964 and encodes 262 amino acids.